AUGGGAUUCGAAGACUCGACUUCCGUGGCUGGUUUCUACAAGAUCUCUCCAGACAGCCAAAGUCCUCGCAUCACAUCUUCGAUGACAAAAGAUCAACUAUCACCAACCGUUGUCUUUGGUCUCCAGAACUGCACCAUCGAAAUUGACUUCGAAGACGAAAAUACCGAUGGAGCACAGAAGAUCAAACAGUUGAGAGAUCAAUACAAACCCUGGUUCGAAAACAUCAAAAACGAUGCUGCACUCAGCGAUGCUCUUCCUGAAAAUCAGUCGGUUACGAUCAUCGCAACUUGGAGGAAAAAUUGGAAGCAACCCACGAAACUUUGCCACUGGCUCUUGAUGCUCCAAGAAAAAAUCAAAUCAAAUCGACAAUCUCUAGGGCAAGGUUCCGACAAAGUUCCGACAUGCUUCUGGUAUUAUUACCAACAAAUGAAAAAGUUAGAAGCGAGCGAUGAUGAGGUCAACAAUAACAAGAACGACCAAGAUGCAUGUGUCCCUGGAUAUCCUUGGCUGGCUCCUCCAACUGAGGAAGAGCAACACAAGCCCUUGAUUCCAUUUGUACCUUACUUCAUCGAUGACCACGAGCGGUAUUUCAGGCUCGGGAUGGCAAUGAAGAGAGAGCGCGAAGAACAGCGGAAAGUGAUAGAGGACGUCUUCACUUUCGACCGCACACACAAGGCAACCAUUCGACAGGUCGGCCAGGAGUAUAUCCAUCUCCAAAUAAUCAUCAAUAGCUCCUAUGAGGAGCUAUUCAAGGUCCCAAAUAUCAACGAGGGAGUCAAAGUUGAUGUGGAGACAGGAGAUGGGUUUGGUUUGAAAUUUCAUGGCAAAACUAUCGAUGUGCCAACCGAUGCCGAUCUUGUGGUUGAGCUGAAGUCGCUCGACGUAGGGGACUUUCUGCCAGAUUCUGAUUUCGAAGUCAAGCUUAACAUCAAGCCAAACUUGACUAUCGUCAAAAAUCAGAUCAAGGCUAUCAAAGAUGCCUCACAGAAGCUAGUGGUCGGCGACACAUCCGAAACACCAGGUGCAGGAUUCUCUCUUCUGAGGACCGUACUGGCACACGGCUCCGAAGUGAACACCCAAGACCCGAAUUACUUCGUUUUAGACACAGCGAAGAUGUCUGGUCUGGAAGAGCAUGUCAUUCGUGACAGAUUGGCUGUCUUGGAGAAAACGUUCCAGCUUGACGACACUAAACGACAGGCGUACACAAGCUCUGUGAGAACCAUAGUUGCUGGUGUAAGCAUCAUUCAAGGGCCUCCAGGAACAGGCAAGACACACGUCGCUGUCGCAAUCGUUGUGACGCUUGCUUCCCUUGGGCUGAAGGUACUGCUUGCCGCCGGAUCAAAUAAAGCAGUUGACAACGUUUCCACCGCGAUCGCCAAAUUCUUCCACAAGCAUCCGCAGUUAAAACAGUGGUGUGGAAUCCUUACUCGUGCCCGAACACCAACUUGGCAACUCUCAUUGUUACGGGCCAACAGCGGCAAUUCAGUCAGUCCGAAACGCAGCGCCAACGGAUGCAGACAAGAUACUGCUGGAGUAUCAAAUGCCAUCAAUGGUGCUGGAUUACGCCAGCUAGAAUAG
Molecule: messenger RNA, 1578 nt
Organism: Talaromyces rugulosus
Lineage: Eukaryota; Fungi; Ascomycota; Eurotiomycetes; Eurotiales; Trichocomaceae
Exons: 2
Coding region: 1-1578 (525 amino acids)
Molecular function (GO): 5'-3' DNA helicase activity
Source: RefSeq, a predicted model, not a curated record